This is a messenger RNA of Hipposideros armiger (great roundleaf bat), 4454 nucleotides long. RefSeq names its product zinc finger protein 23 (gene ZNF23). Bases 479 to 3982 code for a protein of 1167 amino acids. Gene Ontology annotation, biological process: regulation of transcription by RNA polymerase II. The transcript has 9 exons. The record is from RefSeq and is a predicted model, not a curated record. Gene Ontology annotation, molecular function: RNA polymerase II cis-regulatory region sequence-specific DNA binding; DNA-binding transcription factor activity, RNA polymerase II-specific. Lineage: Eukaryota; Metazoa; Chordata; Mammalia; Chiroptera; Hipposideridae.
GACCCGGACGAGCACGGGGCGUCCUGGAGGAGCGGAAGCGCCGGUCCCCGCAGGCGGCGCCGGGGGUGACGCUUAUCCGGAGCGCCGCCAGCCCGCCCGCCGUCCCAGCCCCUGCCCUUCACUGAGAGGGAGCCCAGGUGAUGGCAUCCAUGGCCCUGAAAGCCUGGCACCAGGAUACCCAAUUUGCAGACUUUGCCUGAUCUCACUUCUGGAGGGAGGGCAUUUGCCUUGGGUCCUGGAGGCACAGGAUGACCCACCUGCAGAGAGGACCACAGACUUCUCUAAAGAUCUCUGAGGAUCCCAGGUUAAAAAGCACCGCGCCGGAAGUAAAGACUAAGAACCACUGAGCGGCGCGCUCUGGCAUCCUAGAGAGGAAGCACGUGAGGCUUGGGCGACGUGGCCUUUGACGCACAUCCGGUCACGCCACACACGGCUUCUUCCCUGAGCCACUGCCCUUCACUGAGAGGAAUCCCAGGUGAUGGCAGCCAUGCCUUUGAAAGACUGGCACCAGGAGGUGGUGACCUUUGAAGACGUGGCUGUGUAUUUAACCCAGGCAGAAUGGGCUAUCCUUUCUUCCACACAGAGGGCCCUAUACAGAAGUGUGAUGCUGGAGACCUAUGGGAACUUGACAUCACUGGGAUACCCAGUUCUCAGACCUGCCCUGAUCUCACUUCUGGAGAGAGGGGAUUUGCCUUGGAGCCUGGAGGCACAGGAUGAGCCACCUGCAGAGAGGACCACACUCAUCUAUAAAGAUACUGAGGCCAACAUUGACAAUGAGUCCACAUCAACACAGGGAGUUUCUGAAGACACAGAUGUGAUGUCACAUGGUCUGCAGAAGAGUGUUCUUCAGAGAACCAGCUUCCUGGAAACAUAUAAACUGAAGAAGCACCAGGAAAUGUCCACAGUGAGAAAUGAUGGAGGAAAGGUUCCAAGAAUCCUCUGUGAUAGGAAACCCUUCAGAUGUGAGGAGUGUGGGAAAUGCUUCAGCUAUUUUCCUUACUAUGUUAGACACCGGAGAAUUCACACUGGGGAGAACCCCUUUGAGUGUAAUGAGUGUGGAAAAACCUUUACUGGCAAUUCCUCAUUAAUUUGGCAUCAAAGGAUCCACAAUGGAGAGAAACCCUAUCAGUGUGAGGAGUGUGGGAGAACCUUCAAUGAUAAUGCAGAUUUGAUCAGGCAUCAGAGAAUCCACAAUGGGGACAGACUGUAUCUCUGCAAGGAGUGUGGAAGUGGCUUCACCAGUAGUUCUGAGCUUGUUAUGCAUCAGCGAAUCCACACUAAGGAGAAACCUUUCAAGUGUAAUGAGUGUGGAAAAGCUUUUGCUGUUAAGUCAACAUUACGUCAGCAUCAGAGGAUCCACAAUGGAGAGAAAUCCUAUUCAUGUGCAGAGUGCGGGAAAUCCUUUACUGGCAAUUCUUCAUUAAUUCGGCAUCAGAGGAUCCACAAUGGAGAGAAACCCCAUCGGUGUGAGGAGUGUGGGAGAGCCUUCAGUGAUAAUGCACAUCUGAUCAGGCAUCAGAGAAUCCACAGUGGGGACAGACCCUAUCACUGCAAGGAGUGUGGAAAUAGCUUCACCAGUAAUUCUGAUUUGGUUAUACAUGAGAGAAUCCACACUGGAGAGAAACCUUACAAGUGUAAUGAGUGUGGAAAAGCUUUUGCUGUUAAGUCAACAUUACGACAGCAUCAGAGGAUCCACAAUGGAGAGAAACCCUAUCAGUGUGAGGUAUGUGGGAGAGCCUUCAGUGAUCAUGCAAAUCUGAUCAGGCAUCAGAGGAUCCACAAUGGAGAGAAACCCCAUCAGUGUGAGGUGUGUGGGAGAGCCUUCCGUGAUAAUGCAUAUCUGAUCAGGCAUCAGAGGAUCCACAAUGGAGAAAAACCCCAUCAGUGUGAGGAGUGUGGGAGAGCCUUCAGUGAUAAUGCAUAUCUGAUCAGACAUCAGAGGAUCCACAAUGGUGAGAAACCCCAUCAGUGUGAGGUGUGUGGAAGAGCCUUCAGUGAUCAUGCAAAUCUGAUCAGACAUCGGAGAAUCCAUAGCGGGGACAGACCCUAUCACUGUAAGGAGUGUGGAAAUGGCUUCACCAGUAGUUCUGACUUGGUUAAACAUCAGAGAAUCCACACUGGGGAGAAACCUUACAAGUGUAAUGAGUGUGGAAAAGCUUUUGCUGUUAAGUCAACAUUACGUCAACAUCAGAGGAUUCACAAUGGAGAGAAGCCUCAUCAGUGUGAGGUGUGUGGGAAAGCCUUCAGUGAUAAUGCAAAUCUUAUCAGGCACCAGAGAAUCCACAGUGGGGACAGACCCUAUCACUGCAAGGAGUGUGGAAAUGGCUUCGCAAGUAGUUCUGAUUUGAUUAAACAUCAGAGAGUCCACACUGGGGAGAAACCUUACAAGUGUAAUGAGUGUGGAAAAGCUUUUGCUGUUAAGUCAAAAUUACAUCAGCAUCAGAGGAUCCACAAUGGUGAGAAACCCCAUCAGUGUGAGGUGUGUGGGAGAGCCUUCAGUGAUAAUGCACAUCUAAUCAGACAUCAGAGAAUCCACAGUGGGGACAGACCCUAUCACUGCAAGGAGUGUGGAAAUGGCUUCACCAGUAGUUCUGAUUUGGUUAAACAUCAGAGAAUCCACACUGAGGAGAAACCUUACAAGUGUAAUGAGUGUGGAAGAGCUUUUGCUGUUAAGUCAGCAUUACAUCAGCAUCAGAGAAUCCACAAUGGAGAGAAACCCUAUCAGUGUGAGGUGUGUGGGAGAGCAUUCAAUUAUAAUGCAUAUCUGAUCAGGCAUCAGAGAAUCCACAGUGGGGACAGACCCUAUCACUGCAAGGAGUGUGGAAAUGGCUUCACCAGUAGUUAUGAUCUAAGCAGGCAUCAGAGAAUCCAUACUGGAGAGAAGCCGUAUCAGUGCAAAGAAUGUGGAAAUGGCUUCAGCUGCAGUUCUGCAUAUAUCACACAUCAGAGAGUCCACACUGGGGAAAAACCUUAUGAGUGUAAUGACUGUGGGAAGGCUUUCAAUGUCAAUGCAAAAUUAAUUCAACACCAGAGAAUCCACACUGGAGAGAAACCUUAUGAAUGUAACGAGUGUGGGAAAGGCUUCAGGUGCAGCUCCCAGCUUAGGCAGCAUCAGAGCAUCCACACUGGAGAGAAGCCCUAUCAGUGUAAGGAGUGUGGAAAAGCCUUCAGUAAUAAUGCAAAACUCAUUCAGCAUCAGAGAAUCCACACAGGUGAGAAACCCUAUGAGUGUACUGAAUGUGGAAAAGCCUUUAGUGUCAAAGGGAAGUUAAUCCAGCACCAGAGAAUCCACACAGGUGAGAAGCCCUAUGAGUGUAACGAAUGUGGGAAAGCCUUCCGGUGUAAUUCCCAGCUUCGGCAGCAUCUGAGAAUCCACACUGGGGAGAAGCCCUAUGAGUGUAAUGAGUGUGGAAAGGCCUUCAACGUCAACGCAAAACUAAUGCAACAUCAGAGGAUUCACACUGGGGAGAAGCCCUUUGAAUGUAAUGAGUGUGGGAAAUGCUUUACUUCUAAAAGAAACCUACUUGAUCAUCACCGAAUCCAUACAGGAGAAAGACCUUAUCAAUGUAAAGAAUGUGGGAAAGCCUUCAGUAUCAAUGCCAAACUAACUAGGCAUCAGAGAAUACACACUGGGGAGAAACCUUUCAAAUGUAUGGAAUGUGAGAAAGCAUUUAGCUGUAGUUCCGACUAUAUUGUACAUCAGAGAAUCCAUACUGGAGAGAAACCCUUUCAGUGUAAGGAGUGUGGAAAAGCCUUCCAUGUUAAUGCCCACUUAAUUCGGCAUCAGAGAAGCCACACCGGGGAGAAACCCUUCAGAUGUGUGGAGUGUGGCAAAGGCUUCAGCUAUAGUUCUGACUGUAUUAUACAUCAGACUGUCCAUACUUGGAAGAAACCCUAUAUGUGUAAUGUGUGUGGAAAAGCCUUCAGGUUUAACUUCCAACUCAGUCAGCAUCAGAGUGUCCAUAGUGAAGGAAAAUCCUAAUGAGAAAGACGUAGAAAAGUCUCAAGGCUAAUUCUAAACUGAAUCAGGUAUCAGAUUCACCCUGGUGGAAAACCCUGAGAGAAAUGAAUAUGGCAGAAUCUUCACAUGGAAACAAAUCAUUUUCAUUUUAUUCAAAUGUAAAUCAGGAAUGAUGACCACUUAAAAAGUAACAUUCAAAAACAAGUAGUUUGUUUUAUACCAACAACCAGUUAGAAAAUAUAAUGAAAGAAAAUAUCCCAUUCCCAACACCAUCAAGAGAAGUAGAUUUUCUAGUAAUAAAUAUAAUUAUUAUGCAGGACAUAUAUGAAGAAAUUAUAAAUGUCCACUGAGGGCUACAAAAAGAAACUUAAAUAAAUGGAGAAACAGAAGAAACCUCGUUCUUGGUUAGGAAAACUUACAAAGAUACUCAUUCUAUCUAAAUUUAUUUCCCUUUCAUUUUUGACAACCAGCAUGCAUCACUUUUGUAAAGAAG